AUGCCCGAAAAUAGAGAGCCGCCCGCCACAGUCGCUGCAGCUGCCACGGUUGAGGGACCCACGUCCAAAAAGGACUUUAAAUUGGCGACGGGCCAGUCACGGGCGCUGGAGGGAAGCGGUGGUGGCUUGGGGGGCCACGCAAGAUGGAGCCGGAAUGCAACCACGGAUGGGAACGACUGGAUGGCGGUUCUUUGCCAUGUGCCCGUCGUCGUAGGCAGCCUGAACACCAUCCACGAUGAAAGAAACCUUGUACAACCGCUGGGAUUAUUUAUUCUGUUGACUGAAAGCGUCUGUCACCCUCCCUUCGACGGUAGCACAGCCCCCUUGCCUCAGGUCGGGUGCUUCCGUAUUAUUUCUGCGGCAACCAAGCAAGACCGGCACAUCGGGUUAUCCACCGCUUGCGGCCCAGGGGAACACUUGCAGUUCUGCAGAAAAAGAAGUGGAAGCACUCCGGUCCUCCGUAUUGGCCUAAACCCUCUCCCUGCCAUGAGGAAUCCAUUCCCUUCCCCUCAACCCGUGGACGACGUCCAGGUCCUCCACAUGGAGGAUAAAGUUGGUGGUGGCCCAGAGGGUUUUGGUUGGAACUUGGAGGGACCCAGGCGGAGUCCACGGCGCUAG
Molecule: messenger RNA, 618 nt
Organism: Aspergillus steynii IBT 23096
Lineage: Eukaryota; Fungi; Ascomycota; Eurotiomycetes; Eurotiales; Aspergillaceae
Exons: 2
Coding region: 1-618 (205 amino acids)
Source: RefSeq, a predicted model, not a curated record